AUGAUUAGGUGCCUAGACGCCUGCUUGGUGGCCCAGAAUCAGCCCCAGUUGGAGGGCUUCCGAUUUACUCUCAAGGACCAGGCCUGUCGUGAGCCCUUUGACCUGAACUUGGCUGCCCCCCUCGAGGAGGUGUCCCAGGGGUCUGCCAGCAAGAUCUCCUACGACUUGGUCUUGGCAGCCUCCCGGCAAGCGGCCUUUCACUACCAGGUGGCGGUGCUGCCGCACUACAGGGACAAGUACUUUCUGGAGCUUGCGGUGGAGAGAUAUUUGGACCGGUUUCUCGAGCUGAAGCGGCGGCGGCCGAGCGAAUUCUGGGUGCCCACCUAUGACAUCGACUGCAUUUGGCAUGCUCAUCAGCUGCAUCCCAUCCUGUAUGCAGAGGAAACAGAGCGGCUAUGCGGCCAGCUGCUGCCCCAUGAUGACAGCGUGAAUGACCGCGAGGAGGGGUCCAGGCUGGACAACCGCUGGAAAGCGACCAAAGCUGCCUGGGAGGAGGAGUUCAAGAACCAGGGCCGGGCAGAGACCUCAGGUUGCCAACAGGCUCCCACAGUACCCAUGGCUCGCGUGAUCCUGCUGGGGCUUUUGCUGCACGUGCAAGCGGCGCCGCAGCUUCGGAAUGGCACCACGGCCGCUCCGAACUGGACGGACGCCGUGCCUGUCUUCCAAAACGGCACCAAGUCCGGGCGCUCGCGGGUGAUCAGCAAGGAUGUGCUGCGCGACAAGAUCAUGGGCUACUGGGUUGGCCAGCUGGUCGGGAACUUCAUGGGCCUUCCCUUUGAGUUCCUCUACACGGACAAGCCCAUGCCCUUGGAGCCCCAGACGUACUACGACCAGCGCAAGGCGUGGGGCGAACACCUUCGCGUGAACUCGGACGGCCGCGGCAGCAUCCCGCAGAGGCUCAGCCGUCUGCAGGGCGCCUACACCGAUGACGAUACAGACGUGGAGUUUGUGACCAUCCACGCGUUGAUGGAGCAUGGCUUGGACUUGAACUACAAGCAAAUUGCUGGGUACUGGCGGAACUUCAUGCACAUCAAGGUCAACGGAGGUGACGCCUUGUGGUUUGCAAAUCGCGUGGCACGGGAGAACAUGGACCAAGGCCAGCUGCCUCCGCAGACAGGGUCCAAGGGUCACAACCGGUACUGGUGGACUAUCGACCCUCAGCUUGUCAACGAGCUCUGGAGUGCGAUUUACCCUGGCAUGGUGGAAAAGGCGGUAGAUCGUGCAGAAUGGGGGGCCCGCAUCACCAGCGACUCCUGGGGCACACACCCCACGAGGUUUUACGCAGCGCUCUACAGCGGGGCCUUCUUCUCGGAUGAUGUGAGCAAGUUGUACGAGAUGGGGCGGUCGCAGGUUCCAAGCUGGAGUCCCUUCCACGAGGCGCUGGACAACGUGCGGCGCUGGAAGGAGGAGAGCCCGGGAGACUGGAAGCGCACCUGGUACAAGAUUAAGGACAAGUACUCUCGCUACCCCUCCAACUGUGGAGGCUUACCCUGGAACUGUGGGGUCAGUGCCAUCAUCAACGGGGCCAUGGGCGCAAUGGCUUUCUUGUACGGCCAUGGUGACUUCAGGAAGACGGUGGGCAUUGCCAUUGCCGCGGGCUUUGACUGCGACAACCAGGCGGCCACCUUGGCAGGCGUUGUGGGAGUCAUGCACGGUGCUGACGCCAUUCCCCACGACCUCACCCACCGGAUUGCAGGCAACAACUGGCGCCAGCCCUUCAACAACCGCUACGUCAACGAGCGCCGCCCGCCCCUUGCUAGGGAUCAGACCAACACAGACAUCGUCGACAAGGUUGUGUACCUGGCAGAGCGCGCCAUCAUGCAGGAGGGUGGCCAUGACUUGGGGAACAGCUGGCAGGUCCCGGUGUCGCACUCCCUGUGA
This is a messenger RNA of Effrenium voratum, 1881 nucleotides long. The record is from the annotation of a GenBank genome assembly. NCBI's taxonomy places the organism in Eukaryota, Dinophyceae, Suessiales, Symbiodiniaceae.